Molecule: messenger RNA, 2579 nt
Organism: Chara braunii
Lineage: Eukaryota; Viridiplantae; Streptophyta; Charophyceae; Charales; Characeae
Source: the annotation of a GenBank genome assembly
ACAGUUUAGCAAUGUAUCUGCGUAGCACAGUAUAGCACAGCUUAGCAAUGUAUCUGCUUAGCACAGUAUAGCAUAUACCUAUCUGCUUAGCACAGUAUAACGUAUACUUAUCUGCUGAGCACAGCAUAGCAAUGUAUCUGCUCAGUAUAGUAUAGCUGCAAUGUAUCUGAUGCUAUGUCAUUCUAAGCUAGGCUAUGCUGUGUGCCCUGCUAUGCCUCCUUGCACGAGGAAGACUUCGAAGUUCGAACUUCAAAUACCCCAAUUCUUUAAUUUUUUUAAAAAAGGACCAAAAAAAAAAAAGAACACUAAUCGAUUGCAUCUGAUGCAAUGCAUCAUGGUUUUCUUUAGACCGCCAGUACAUGCCCCCAGCCAAGUUGAGAAUUGCGAUUGAGCCCCUCCGAAAAAAUAUCCGAGCGUUUGGCACGACCUGACCAAAAUGGCUGGCGGUGCUUGCCAUAACUAAUAACACAAAACCGUCGUGCUGGUGUUCUGGCAAGAGCUUGGCGUGCACCUGCAAUCCUCCUCUACUAGUACAAAACAAGUACUCGGAUGUAUUUCCCGCCGUUCCCAGUGCUUUGAGCCGCCUGGCGGUUCACACCACCAGGCAUUAACUGUGGAUUCCUGCUGCGCGCCUGUAACUUUGAAACCACCCGUUGACACGUAAUGAGCCUAAGUGUAGUUUGUCAAAGCUACCUACCUUUCCAAGGCAGCUCUCAAGCCUGCGACCGCUGCGCCUUUUCAAAGUGGCCUGCCGCUUUCGCCACCAGCAUUGGCCCGACUAGUAAAUGCCCUCUUACCGCGGUUUAAACCACCAGUACCUUUCACGUAUAUUGGCAGCGGGAAAAAAAUAGAGUAGAAGCAUUUGUAGUGGGAUGAAUUUGGUUGCUCCGGUAGUGGCCGUUCAUUCAUCGUUGUCGUGGCUUGUUAACCGCCGCGACUUCCGCAGGUACUGGUGGUUUAACGGGGGCCCGGUACUAAGAACAAGUAACUCCGUGUCGGGUGACCUCCUGCCGGUUUAUUCAACGGAAGAGUUGCGGACGAAUUUGGUCGCUCCGGUAGUGGCCUGUUCAUUCAUCAUUGUCGUGGCUUGUUAACCGCCGUGGCUUCCGGAGGUACUGGCAGUUUAACCGCGGUAAGAACAAGUAACUCCGCGUCGGAUGACCGACUGCCGGUUUAUUCAAUACAAGAGUUGCAUCGGUGCAUGUUGCUGUACUUGGGGGCAUCUGCUCAAACUGCACUGCAACUAUACACAGAACCUAGACAAGAUUAGCAAGGUUUGGUUAAAUAUCUCAAAUGGACCUGACUUGAGCCCUCCUCCAUGCGCACCUGGACGUUUGGUUAAAUACCUCAAAUGGACCUGACUUGAGCCCUCCUCCAUGGGCACCUGGACGGAUUUGAACCGGCGACCUCGGCCUCAAGAGCUGAGUGUCUUAACCACUACAGCCAGCCAGGACACUGUGUUCAAAAGUGGAACCACACUAGUCUUGAUGUCCACCUCCCCUUUGCAAGGCCGUAUUGUCCAAGCUCGACACAACACCACACUCAACUAGCAUGGCCCCUGCGCACGGAUGACAUGCAUAUUAAAUCGAGAAACUGACCCCAUACCAAAAGGCGAGAAUUGCAUUGUUCCAGGGCAUCAACAAUGGUGCUCUCCCACAGAGCUCCGGAACUGACGUCUGGAACUGGGCCCAGAAGUCUGGAACUGAGGCCUGGAACUGAGGUCUGGAACUGGACACAGAGGUCUGGAACAAGCCACAUAGGUCUGGAACUGCCACAGAGGCCUGGAACUCAGGUCAGGAACUGGCCACAGACUCUGAAACUGAGGGCUGGAACUGAGGUCCCCAUACUCAGGUCUGGAACUGGCGACAACUGAGGUCUGGAACUGAGGUCUGGAACUGAGAAACGGUCCCCAUACUGAGGUCUGGAGCAUGGCCCCUGCACACGGAUGACAUGGAUAUAUUAAAUCGAGAAACGGUCCCCAUACUCAGGUCUGGAACUGGCCACAGAGGUCUGGAACUGAGGUCUGGAACUGAGGUCUGGAACUGGCCACAGAGGUCUGGAACUGGCCACAGAGGUCUGGAACUGGCCACAGAAGUCUGGAACUGGCUACAGAGGUCUGGAACUGGCCACAGAGGUCUGGAACUGGCCUCAGAGGUAUGGAACUGGCCACAGAGGUCUGGAACAGAGGUCUGGAACUGAGGUCUGGAACUGAGGUCUGAAACAGAGGUCUGGAACUGGCAAGCAGGCAAGCAAAUAGCAGAGACCUGGGAACAGUCAGGAACAGAGGCCUGGAACUGGCAAGCAAGCAAGCAAGCAAAUAGCAGAGACCUGGGAACAGUCAGCAUCACGGCAAGCAGACUACCUUCGCAAAGAAGCUUACCUAGUUUAGUAAGAAGGGCAGUAUAGAUUCCAGAGUUUACCUAGCAUAGGAAAAAGGACCGCAUAUACCUAUAAAAAGGUAAAUGCUUCAAAGAAGUUUACCUACUUUAGUAGGAAGGCCAAUAUAGAUUCCACAGUUUUUUACUUAGUAUAGUAAGAACGACAGCACGCCUAAAGUAUGGUUAAAUGUAUCACCUAAC